This is a messenger RNA of Morus notabilis, 2014 nucleotides long. Its product is annotated as probable aminotransferase ACS10. Gene Ontology annotation, biological process: biosynthetic process; amino acid metabolic process. Gene Ontology annotation, molecular function: aromatic-amino-acid:2-oxoglutarate transaminase activity; L-aspartate:2-oxoglutarate transaminase activity; pyridoxal phosphate binding. The record is from RefSeq and is a predicted model, not a curated record. The transcript is spliced from 4 exons. Lineage: Eukaryota; Viridiplantae; Streptophyta; Magnoliopsida; Rosales; Moraceae. Bases 289 to 1899 code for a protein of 536 amino acids.
AGCUAGUUAUGUAUGUAUUAGUAGUCCAAGAUUUCGCCUCAAACAAAGGAACGGCGCAUAAAACACCCCGAAUCAAAAUCGUCACUUUCAGUCUCGUACUUCAUCACCGUUCACCCACACAAACAUUUCUCUCUCUCUCUCUCUCUCUCUCUCUCUCUAGACUCUGCGGCUCAUUCAUAGUUCUCUCCGAGGACGACCCAAGAACCCCAAGAAAACCAACCAAACCAUAUUCAAACAACAUUCAUUCAUGAUUCCUCAUCUACAUCUUCAUCUUCUUAUCGUCGUAAAAUGACCGUAAGAAGUGGGCCCGAACAAGAAUCGGAAUCAGCGAGCAACAACCCAAGGAACGGUUCCAUGAGAGUUAUCGUCCCUCUCCAGGGCGUCGUUCAAGGCAGAGGAGGUCUCGUCCUUGGCUCCCUCAUCCCCUGCGCUCUCUACUACUUCCUCCAGCUCUUCCUCAAACGACGCCGUCCCGACCCUCCUCCUCCUUCUUCUCCGCCGGAAUUAUUGGAUUCUCCGUCGCCGGCGGUUCUUCCCCAAACCCUGUCCCGGACGCUCCUCUCGCCGAGGGGAUACGGCGGGCCCCCUUGCGUUUCGGGUCGGGUCGGGUCAAUCUUGAAGGGUGGUGAGUCUCCUUACUUUGUUGGGUUGAGGAAGGUCGAGGAGGACCCGUACGAUGAAGUGCGUAACCCGGAUGGGGUUGUUCAGCUUGGCUUGGCCGAAAACAAGUUGUCGUUGGACUUGGUAAGAGAUUGGCUUGUGGAGAAUGCGAGGGAUGCUAUGUUGGGUGGAGGAGGAGGAGGAGGAGGGAAUGUUCAGAAGCUGAGCAUAAGUGGGAUUGCUAGUUAUCAGCCUUUUGAUGGGUUAAGGGAUUUGAAAGUGGCUGUAGCAAGUUUCAUGUCUCAAGUUAUGAGAAAUUCAGUCUCCUUCAACCCCUCGCAAAUUGUAUUAACAGCUGGUGCAUCACCUGCGAUCGAAAUGCUAAGCUUCUGCCUAGCAGAUAGUGGAAACGCAUUUCUCGUCCCUACACCAUGUUACCCGGGUCUGGACAGGGAUGUGAAAUGGCGAACCGGAGUGGAGAUAAUACCUGUUCCAUGCCGUAGUACAGACAAUUUCAGUUUAAGCAUAACUGCUCUGGACCUUGCAUUCAACCAGGCAAAAAAACGUGGUCUAAAAGUCCGGGGAAUUAUAUUAUCGAACCCUUCAAACCCAGUUGGCAAUCUCCUCAGCCGAGAAACACUUUCCAGCCUGCUAGACUUUGCCAGAGAGAAGAACAUACACAUAAUAUCGAACGAGAUAUUUGCUGGCUCCACUCGUGGAAGCGAAGAGUUCAUAAGCAUGGCAGAAAUCAUUGAUUCGGAGGAUCUUGACCGCGACAGAAUUCAUAUAGUUUACAGCCUAUCAAAAGAUCUCUCUAUUCCGGGGUUUAGGGUCAGUGUAUUGUACUCCUUCAAUGAGAAUGUUGUGGCUGCUGCUAAGAAGUUGGCGAGGGUUUCAUCCACAUCAGCUCCAUCCCAACGGUUGCUUAUAUCUAUGCUUUCGGAUGCGAAAUUUGUUGAGACGUUCAUUGAGACAAAUGGGGAGAGGCUAAGAAGAAUGUACCGCAAAUUUGUCGCAGGGUUGGAGCAAUUGGGCAUAGAAUGCACAAAGAGCAAUGGGGGUUUCUAUUGUUGGGCAGAUAUGAGUAGAUUUAUCUUUUCUUACAGUGAGAAAGGUGAGCUUGAGCUAUGGGAAAGGCUGUUGAGUGUAGCUAAGGUCAAUGUAACUCCUGGAUCUUGUUUCCAUUGUAUUGAACCUGGAUGGUUCCGUUUGUGUUUUACUAACUUGGCAGAAAGCGACAUUCCCGUUGUCAUGGAACGAAUUCGGAGAAUAUCCGUCGCCUGUAAAUCUCACAGUUGAAAAUAUUGUUGUUUAUAUGUAUAGGGGUAGGGUUGCCUACAAAUUCUUUUGAAGGAGAGCUUGCAAUGGAAUGAAUUACUUGGUCCUGAUGUUAUUAAUAUUAUGGACUGAUUAC